AUGCACUUGCUUGCCCGCCAUGGCCAGCAUCCGAAGACGGCACGCGCUGAAGUACGCUUGCUUAGGAUGGUGCAUCGACACUGUGGGGAUGUUGGAUUCGUCACAUCGGCAUCUCAUGUCGCAAUGCAGCGGUUAGUCCGCGACACCGGGAGCCCGACUCGGCGCGGUUCGCCGCGUCCGCGAUGCGGGCGUGCGGCCGGCCUGGGCGAUGUGGGCACGGCCUCCAGCGGUGACCUAGCUUUGGGUGCCGUUCUCCUGGCCUUCCUCGGCACUUACUUGCCACAGGUCCUCCGACUGGGCCAAGGCAGCACAUGGCAGGUCGACGGCUUUCGCUACUUCGCGAACCGGGGUCGGCAAGCCUUCUCAGACGCCACACACGCGCUGGCUGGGAAGUACCCAGGAUAUCGCGACAAUGCGGUUUUCACUUACUUUGACACGUUUGGCGGGAAGACGCUCCCCGACAUGGGCAGCUACUCCCGCUUGGUGCAGCUUAUCGAUCGAGGCGUGACUGACGUGUAUGAUCACAAGCGCGGGCUCGAGCUCCGCUUGCGUGAGUUCGGCUGCUCCGACGUGUUUCCUGCCACUUACUUCUCGUCGGCCGAAGCGUUGCAGGCAACCAGCUCCGAGCCUGAUGCAUUGUUCUUCGCAAAGCUGCCGGAACAAAGCGGGGGUUGUGGCAUCCGAAUUCUGCGCCGUGAGGACUUGCAGCGCGAAGAGCUGCCCAGUGAGUACAUCAUUCAACGUGCUGUACAGGAUCUCGAGCUGAUUGAUGACCGGAAGUUUGUGAUCCGAUUUUUUUUCGUAGUGCACGAGAAGUGCAUCUAUCUUCACGAGGUAGGUGUCCUGAUCGUGCACGGCGAGAAGUACGACCGCCGCAGUGUAGAUAUGGUUGUCCAGGCAAAACAUGACUGGUACGACGACAGCUCCGAGACGUAUCUCAUACUGCUGCAGUCCGUAGAGCAGGCGCCGCGCUGGCGCAAGGCGAUUGCCGCAAGACUUCGCGAGGCCCUGCCUGCAAUGGGCCCGCUGCUGGACUCCAGCGGCUCCGACCGCUACGCACUGGUGGGUGGGGAUGCGCUGAUUCAAAGCAACGGCGAAGCGAAGCUCAUCGAGUUCAACAUGUACCCCAAUCUCUUCAGUGACCAGGACUUUGUCGAUAAGCAGGUGUACGCAGUUCUCCUCAAAGACAUGAUGGAGCUACUUCUGCUGGGAAAGCUAUCGUCCGGUUUUGCCUGGACAAUCAAAGGUGAUGGAUGUGGCGCAGAAAAGAUGAGACUCAAGAGAUUGGACCAUCUGUUCCGAUAUGAAACUAGGGUCAAUCUCGAUAUGAAUACAGAGGUGCAUAGUAUUUAUCAUAGUUUCACUGGCUGUAAAAAUGCAUGCAACCCAAGCCUGGUCCAAACUGAAAGUAUUGGAUGGAAGCAAGCACAAAUCACGCGGGGAGGGGUCACGGAGGUGUUUAGAUCUGAUCCGUCUUCGUGUUGGAGACUUCCUGUCAAACAUGUUUUUUGCGAGUUGUUCCAAGCCCCCUUGACCGUAGACUCUUAG
Messenger RNA from Symbiodinium sp. CCMP2456, 1548 nucleotides. Lineage: Eukaryota; Dinophyceae; Suessiales; Symbiodiniaceae. The record is from the annotation of a GenBank genome assembly.